Molecule: messenger RNA, 561 nt
Organism: Fusarium oxysporum Fo47
Lineage: Eukaryota; Fungi; Ascomycota; Sordariomycetes; Hypocreales; Nectriaceae
Source: RefSeq, a predicted model, not a curated record
AUGGCCCUUGCAUUCGCGACCAAGCGCUUGCUACGGCGGCGCUCAAGAGCCAUCAACGCAAAAGAUACAUUUCCUUCUCCUGUCAACACAGCGUCCCGCAAGGUCGCUGGAGGUGACAGAGCCAGCACCUGGAGCCCAACAGCAAUCGAAUGGCUUCAAGUAAUGAGCUCUGUUGCCAGCACCAUUUCUCGUUACCGCCUUUCAUAUCUUGAGCUGGUCUUCUACUUAUCACUGAAUCAUCGCACUGCAUUCGCUCACUGUUGGCACCACUCGCCCAGCAACUGUUUGGCUGCUUUCAGCUACAACAUCAGCGCGAGCAACGAUCAGUCAGCGAUGCAAAAUUUGCUCAGCAUGGUCAAGCCGUGCAAUUGCCAGCAGCCAAAAAUAGAAUAUAUGUCAGAGACACAAUGGGCAAAAACAUACAACAGCGGGGAUUCGCUGGUCGUCACCGACCCAACUACUAAUCCGCCGGUUAGUGGCUUGACUAUGGGAGAGCGGACGGGAUCCCGUAUUUUCCACUACCUUUGGUCAAGGCCAGAUAGCUUCUUGGCAAUGGAGUAA